AUGGAGCUCGAGGCUCAAAGUACACCAGAAGAGACCAGUUGGCUCCCUAACAAGGAGAUGGAGCUCGAGGCUCAAAGUACACCAGAAGAGACCAGUUGGCUCCCUAACAAGGAGAUGGAGCUCGAGGCUCAAAGUACACCAGGAGAGACCAGUUGGUCCCCUAACAAGGAGAUGGAGCUCGAGGCUCAAAGUACACCAGGAGAGACCAGUUGGCUCCCUAACAAGGAGAUGGAGCUCGAGGCUCAAAGUACACCAGAAGAGACCAGUUGGCUCCCUAACAAGGAGAUGGAGCUCGAGGAUCAAAGUACACCAGGAGAGACCAGUUGGCUCCCUAACAAGGAGAUGGAGCUCGAGGCUCAAAGUACACCAGAAGAGACCAGUUGGCUCCCUAACAAGGAGAUGGAGCUCGAGGCUCAAAGUACACCAGGAGAGACCAGUUGGCUCCCUAACAAGGAGAUGGAGCUCGAGGCUCAAAGUACAUCAGGAGAGACCAGUUGGCUCCCUAACAAGGAGAUGGAGCUCGAGGCUCAAAGUACACCAGAAGAGACCAGUUGGCUCCCUAACAAGGCAUUGGAGCUCGAGGCUCAAAGUACACCAGAAGAGACCAGUUGGCUCCCUAACAAGGAGAUGGAGCUCGAGGCUCAAAGUACAUCAGAAGAGACCAGUUGGCUCCCUAACAAGGAGAUGGAGCUCGAGGCUCAAAGUACACCAGAAGAGACCAGUUGGUCCCCUAACAAGGAGAUGGAGCUCGAGGCUCAAAGUACAUCAGGAGAGACCAGUUGGUCCCCUAACAAGGAGAUGGAGCUCGAGGCUCAAAGUACACCAGGAGAGACCAGUUGGCUCCCUAACAAGGAGUUGGAGCUCGAGGCUCAAAGUACACCAGGAGAGACCAGUUGGCUCCCUAACAAGGAGUUGGAGCUCGAGGAUCAAAGUACACCAGGAGAGACCAGUUGGCUCCCUAACAAGGAGAUGGAGCUCGAGGCUCAAAGUACACCAGGAGAGACCAGUUGGCUCCCUAACAAGGAGAUGGAGCUCGAGGCUCAAAGUACACCAGGAGAGACCAGUUGGCUCCCUAACAAGGAGAUGGAGCUCGAGGAUCAAAGUACACCAGGAGAGACCAGUUGGCUCCCUAACAAGGAGUUGGAGCUCGAGGAUCAAAGUACACCAGGAGAGACCAGUUGGCUCCCUAACAAGGAGAUGGAGCUCGAGGCUCAAAGUACACCAGAAGAGACCAGUUGGCUCCCUAACAAGGAGAUGGAGCUCGAGGCUCAAAGUACACCAGAAGAGACCAGUUGGCUCCCUAACAAGGAGUUGGAGCUCGAGGCUCAAAGUACACCAGAAGAGACCAGUUGGCUCCCUAACAAGGAGAUGGAGCUCGAGGCUCAAAGUACACCAGGAGAGACCAGUUGGCUCCCUAACAAGGAGAUGGAGCUCGAGGCUCAAAGUACACCAGGAGAGACCAGUUGGCUCCCUAACAAGGAGAUGGAGCUCGAGGCUCAAAGUACAUCAGAAGAGACCAGUUGGCUCCCUAACAAGGAGAUGGAGCUCGAGGCUCAAAGUACACCAGGAGAGACCAGUUGGCUCCCUAACAAGGAGAUGGAGCUCGAGGCUCAAAGUACACCAGGAGAGACCAGUUGGUCCCCUAACAAGGAGAUGGAGCUCGAGGCUCAAAGUACACCAGGAGAGACCAGUUGGCUCCCUAACAAGGAGAUGGAGCUCGAGGCUCAAAGUACACCAGGAGAGACCAGUUGGUCCCCUAACAAGGAGAUGGAGCUCGAGGCUCAAAGUACACCAGGAGAGACCAGUUGGCUCCCUAACAAGGAGAUGGAGCUCGAGGCUCAAAGUACAUCAGAAGAGACCAGUUGGCUCCCUAACAAGGAGAUGGAGCUCGAGGCUCAAAGUACAUCAGGAGAGGAGUCUUGA
Biomphalaria glabrata is the source of this 1923-nucleotide messenger RNA. RefSeq names its product protein FAM186A-like. NCBI's taxonomy places the organism in Eukaryota, Metazoa, Mollusca, Gastropoda, Planorbidae. The transcript has a single exon. The record is from RefSeq and is a predicted model, not a curated record. Bases 1 to 1923 code for a protein of 640 amino acids.